Spodoptera frugiperda (fall armyworm) is the source of this 2809-nucleotide messenger RNA. It is a transcript of the gene Gycbeta100B, whose product is annotated as guanylate cyclase soluble subunit beta-1. Lineage: Eukaryota; Metazoa; Arthropoda; Insecta; Lepidoptera; Noctuidae. Gene Ontology annotation, cellular component: guanylate cyclase complex, soluble. Gene Ontology annotation, molecular function: heme binding; guanylate cyclase activity. The record is from RefSeq and is a predicted model, not a curated record. Gene Ontology annotation, biological process: response to oxygen levels; cGMP biosynthetic process.
CGUUCGUACGUCAGUUGCCGCCAGGCCGUUGGCGCGUGCAGUUAUGUGGGAGGAAGUCACGUCGAAAUAAAACAAAAACAAACAGCACGUAUUUAAUUUUUAUGGCUUCGAAACGACCGACUUAGUUACUAUUGUGAAUUUGUGGCCAACUUUUGGGAUUGAAGAGGACAAUUAAAUAAAGCCACAAUAUGUACGGGUUUGUGAACUACGCCUUAGAGCUGCUUGUUACCAAAACUUUUAAUGAAGAAACAUGGGAGACUAUAAAGAAAAAAGCAGAUGUGGCGAUGGAAGGCAGCUUCCUCGUGCGCCAGAUUUACGAAGAUGAAAUCACCUACCAUCUCAUCACAGCCGCUGUCGAAGUUCUACAGAUUCCAGCUGAUGCAAUUCUGGAGCUCUUCGGGAAGACCUUCUUCGAAUUCUGUCAAGACUCUGGAUAUGACAAGAUUUUGCAAGUUCUUGGUGCUACGCCAAGGGAUUUCUUGCAGAACUUGGAUGGUCUACACGACCACCUGGGCACUCUCUACCCUGGCAUGCGAUCACCAUCUUUCCGAUGCACUGAGCGGCCUGAGGACGGUGCCUUGGUACUCCAUUACUACUCUGAUAGACCUGGAUUGGAGCAUAUCGUCAUUGGUAUUGUGAAGACGGUAGCCAGCAAGCUCCACGAUACCGAAGUAAAGGUUGAGAUCUUGAAAACUAAAGAAGAAUGCGACCACGUCCAGUUCCUGAUCACUGAGACAUCUACUUCUGGACGAGUGUGCGCUCCUGAGAUGGCUGAAAUUGAAACUCUGUCACUUGAGCCCAAAGUGAGCCCGGCUACCUUCUGCCGCGUGUUCCCAUUCCACCUGAUGUUCGAUCGUGAGCUGAACAUCGUGCAGGCUGGCCGCACCGUCUCCCGCCUGAUGCCGAGGGUCACUCGUCCAGGGUGCAAGAUCACUGAUGUACUGGAUACGGUGCGACCUCACUUGGAGAUGACAUUCGCGAAUGUUCUCGCUCACAUCAACACGGUGUAUGUGCUGAAGACUAAGCCUGAAGAAAUGGUGUCUGCUCCUGAUGAGGAUAUCGCUUCUCUACGUUUGAAGGGCCAAAUGCUAUAUAUUCCAGAGACGGACGUGGUGGUAUUCCAAUGCUAUCCCAGCGUGACCAACUUGGAUGACUUGACCCGAUUUAACGGGCCUGCCUCGAACAUUCCUCUCCAUGACGCCACUCGAGACCUGGUCCUCAUGUCCGAACAGUUCGAGGCGGACUACAAGCUGACGCAGAACCUGGAGGUGCUAAAGCUGCAUGAAUUGGACUAGAAGCAAAAGACCGACAGGCUCCUGUACUCAGUCCUGCCAAUCAGCGUGGCGACUGAGCUCCGUCACCAGCGCCCCGUACCGGCUCGUCGCUACGACACCGUCACCUUACUCUUCAGUGGGAUCGUCGGGUUCGCCAACUACUGCGCCAGGCACACUGACCAUAAGGGAGCCAUGAAGAUUGUGAGGAUGCUGAACGAUUUGUACACAGCGUUCGAUGUACUGACUGAUCCGAAGAGAAAUCCUAAUGUGUACAAGGUGGAAACAGUUGGUGACAAAUACAUGGCAGUGUCUGGUCUGCCGGAGUAUGAAGUCGGUCACGCCAAGCACAUCUCUCUCCUAGCUCUGGAGAUGAUGGACCUGUCUCAAACUGUCACUGUUGAUGGCGAGCCUGUUGGUAUCACGAUCGGUAUCCACACCGGUGAGGUGGUGACUGGUGUGAUUGGCCACCGCAUGCCGCGGUACUGCCUCUUCGGUAACACCGUCAACUUGACCAGCCGCUGCGAGACCACUGGAGUACCUGGCACCAUCAACGUCAGCGAGGACACUUACGGGUACCUGAUGCGUGAAGAUAACUACGACGAGAGAUUCGAACUAACAUACCGCGGCCAUGUUUCGAUGAAGGGCAAAGCUGAACCUAUGCAGACUUGGUUCCUAACCAGAAAGAAGAUUUAAAAUAAUCACUCGAAAUUCGACCUAAAAUGCUUACCCAUAACGAUGAAUUUACAUAAACAUUAGGGCCUGAAUUAACUGUCUUAGCAAUUUUCGUAUCGUAGACAAAAUAGUUCGGUAUUAUGUUUUAAUAUAACAUGGUUAGUAGUUGUUGUAAUUUCAACUUUAUAGCUGUUAAUAUAAAGUUUCUUCUUCUGUGAUCUCUGUUCUUAUAGAAAAAACUAUCUAAUAUCUUGUUAUUUAUUUAAAAGUAAAAUAAUUUUAUUUUAUUGUUCUAUAGAAUUUUUCUAUAUCUACAUUCCGAAAGGAGGUUAUGAAUCUAUAAAAUAUUCUUCUAUUUUGAGCCUUAAGCUGAAGGCCUAAAGUAUACUAUACUAUAUACUAUUAAUAUAGAAAAUAUAUUCUACACUAUUUACUAAUGUUGCUUUAUUUAUUUUGUUGUUAAUUCAAAUUUUUAUUGUAUUCUAGUCAAUCUGGAUUAAUAUUAAAUAUACGAUUUAUUCACGUAACUAUUCAAGAGUGUCUACCGGUCGGCUGCGUGACGUCAGUUGUCACGUAUACCUUACAUGAUUAUGAGCCCCAGUUAUGGCUCGAAACUAGUCGAGCGCCCUCGAAUGAUUACGUGAAUAAAUAGCAUGAAUGUAAUUAAUUUAGUAUAUCUCAUUAGAGUUAUUUUACAAAAACCUGUAUUUAGUUAAAGCUUUAAUUAUUUAUUUUAUUGAUUGUUUAAUGCAAAUAAUAAUUCUAUUUCGUAAAUAACUAAUGGUGUUGUAAUAUGUAAUAUUAUUUCUACUAUUGUGAUAAUCUAUGUGAAAGAGUAUUAGAAAAUAAAAAAAUAAACUACA